Messenger RNA from Lingula anatina, 1786 nucleotides. RefSeq names its product ferrochelatase, mitochondrial. Gene Ontology annotation, molecular function: protoporphyrin ferrochelatase activity. Gene Ontology annotation, cellular component: mitochondrion. Gene Ontology annotation, biological process: heme biosynthetic process. NCBI's taxonomy places the organism in Eukaryota, Metazoa, Brachiopoda, Lingulata, Lingulida, Lingulidae. The record is from RefSeq and is a predicted model, not a curated record.
CAGAAAAAUAUAGGUCGUGACAGCCAGCAUGUCUGUUGGAAUAUCUCCGCGAUGGUGUUUAUUCUCUGUGAGACAUGUAGCAAAGCAGUUCCUGUCCAGAGGAGUCUGUACCACUAGCAGCAAGGCACAGAGUGUGGAGACCAGUACAGGAGCAGGGGAGGCAGCACACGAAGAGAAUGCUGGCCCAAAUCCCAAAACAGGUAUUUUGAUGUUGAACUUGGGUGGACCAGAAACUUUGGAAGAUGUCCAUGACUUUCUGUUGCGCCUUUUCUGUGAUAAGGACCUUAUUCCCCUGCCAGCUCAGAGCCGUUUAGCUAAAUUCAUUGCAAAACGUAGGACCCCAAAGAUAAUAGAGCAAUACAAAGAAAUAGGUGGAGGCUCACCAAUUAAGAAAUGGACAGAAAUUCAAGGCGAGGGAAUGGUCAAGAUACUGGACCAGAUAUCCCCUGAAACAGCCCCGCACAAAUAUUACAUUGGCUUUAGAUAUGCAAACCCACUGACAGAGGAUGCCAUUGAACAGAUGGAAAGUGAUGGAAUUCAGAGAGCAGUGGCUUUUACUCAGUAUCCACAGUACAGCUGUUCCACAACUGGCAGCAGCAUCAAUGCCAUCUAUAGACAUUAUGCCAAGAGGAGCCAAGCCAGUGAUAUUGUCUGGAGUACACUGGACAGGUGGCCUACACACCCAGGAUUGGUGGAGGCUUUUAAGCUGAACAUCCAGGCUGAAUUGGAGAAAUUUCCUGAGGAAGAUCAAGAUGAUGUUGUGAUAUUAUUUUCCGCACAUUCUCUUCCACUUACAGUUGUAAACAGAGGAGACCCCUAUCCUUAUGAGGUGGCAGCCACUGUAGACAGAGUGAUGGAGGCCUUGGGCAAUACUCACUCAUAUAGACUUGUUUGGCAGUCAAAGGUUGGUCCGCAACCAUGGUUGUCACCACAGACAGAUGCAGCCAUCAAGGGACUUGCAAAGAAGGGUAAUAAGAAUAUCCUGCUGGUACCCAUAGCUUUUACCAGUGAUCAUAUAGAAACCCUGUUUGAAUUAGAUCUGGAAUAUGGACAGACGUUGGCUGCUGAGGCUGGUGUAAAGAUGAUCAGGCGUGCAGCAGCUUUAAAUGAUCAUCCAGUUUUUAUACAGGCCCUUGCUGAUCUCGUUAAAGGCCACCUCCAGUCGAAUGUUGCAUGCUCUAAACAGUUACCAUUGCGGUGCCCAGGGUGUGUGAAUGCCACGUGUGGGCUGGCAAAAGACUUCAUGGCUCGCAAUCAGAAGUUAUUAGAUAUUUUUCAGCAAGGAGACAUUUUGUUGGAAAAGGAAAAAGCUAAAAUGUGACUUUGUUAAGAGAGUUUAUUACAAUAUAAAUUGGUACUGCAGUUGCAUGAUUAUUCAUUCACAGUAUUCUAAGAAUCCUUAGAGAUAGUAGUUGAAGGGAAUCUAAUUAAUUUCACAUUCGUUAUUUCUUAACGUAAAUAAAUCCUGCAUGGCCACAUAGAUACUAAUAAAAUGAUACAAAAAUAGGAGUCUCUGCCAGUAAAACUUUCCAUCAGUUUGUUAGUAUUAUAAAGGAAUAGAAAUCUCUAAACAUGCACUGUGUUCUUAAUCACUCCAAAUGUUAGUAUCGGUCAGUUCCGACUCGUCGCUGCUGAAGUCCUCUUCUGAAGCGCAAGCAUAGCAGAUGUGCUGCAAAGAAAAAACAUACUAUAUAAUCAACUUAUACAUAUAACAUGGGGGUAGUGGUUCUCAUUUCAUUUGCACCAAAAUUGUUAAAAUAUAAAUAAAAAGACAAUUUCUUGUUGA